AUGACGCUGUCGAUCCUGGAGACGAUCCUGGGCCUGAUGAGGAACUACAUAUACAAGCAGACGAACUACUACCACUACUUCUGGCUCGACAGACUGAGCGUGAGCAUAUCGAAGUACCUCUUCAACUACAGAGAUCAGAUGAUCAAGCUCUCGCUGCGCUCGGCGGACACGCUGUACGACCUUAACUACGAGUACCUGAAGGCGGACAGCCCGCGAAGCAAGUUUCUGAAGGACGCGAAGUACAGCGACCACGAGGACAUAGUAAACAACUAUCUGCUGACCAGGUACAACAACGCGUUCUAUAAGCUGUGGUCGUACCUGAACUGCAGCCACAAGCUGUACUCAAUAUACUCGUGCAACCACAACCUAAACCCGUACGGGAGUAAGGUUAACGGGAACGGAGACCCGAACAGAGAGGAAAAGUACUACGACGACAAGGACGACUACAACGAGCUGUACAACAUAGUGGAAAACUACCAGAUCAUCAACUGCGAAAACCUGCUCAUACCGCUCAUAGUGCCCAUGAAGCUCUUCUUCUACAAGCUCUACUACUACUCGAACCACCAGCUGUACCUGAACAACGCGACGUCGACGUACACGCAGCAGAAGGACGCGAAGAGCAAGGAGAAGAACAAGGAGGAGCUGGAAACGGACGUCCUGAUGAAGAAGAUAAUCGACAACCUGAGGAAAAUCAGGUUCAUCUCGCUGCACAACGCGAAGGGGAGGACGAUGAGCACGUUCUACACGAUGCCGAACAUAACGCUGAACGACCACGUGAGUCACCUGUCGCUGCAGCUGCUGGUGGACCCGAUCAAGAGCGACCUGCACCUGCUGACGGAGCUCAACACGAGGCUCUCGCUGCACCAGCUGAACAGCAAGAUGACGAGCAGCGUGGUGAACCUGCUGGUGGACUACAACAGCGGCGGGAGUCAGCAGCCGAGAGAGCCGCGAGGAGAAAACAACUGGCUCAUACUGCUCAAGCUCCUCAAGUACCUCGACAGGUACUCGACGACGUUCAUCGAGGAGCUCUUCCACAUCAAGAGGAGCAACCUGAGGAUAUCGUACAGCCUGCAGAGGCUGUUCAGAAACAGGGAGACGUCGAGCAACUCGGGAGGGAUAGCGCCGCACCCGGUCUGGCCAGUCUACGCAAUAGUGCACGGGGCGACGGGGGAGAAGGCGACGCCCUCGUACACAGUGUCGCUCCAGCACUCGCGCGUGCUCUCAAACGAGUUCAAGUACACGAAAAACAACAUCCUGCUCGACAACCUGAUUAACAUAGUUAACGUGACCUCGCUGCAGCUGACGACAUUCCACUCAAACAACCUCUUCGGAGACCUGCUCUACAUCGACUGGUCGGGCGACUCGCUGUGCCUGUACGACAAGUACGGGUGGCUCCUGGUCUACUACAUGAAGAACCUGCUCUACAAGAACGCGAACGCGGCCUCGGGGAAGGCGGGGAAGCAGGCCAGCGACAUAAUUCCCGCAGCCUCGAUUCCGACGAUAAGCUUUAAGACGCACUUCGCGGCGUACUACAUGUCGUGGCUGGGAGAGUACUUUAUCCUGACGAUGGGAUACGGAAUACAGAAGGAAUCAAUAGAGCAGGACAUCGUGCACAUAAACAUGAGUUUGAAGGAGGAGGAGGAAGUGCAGGAGCCGGAAGAGUAUGCGGAGGCUGAAGGCCAGCUGAAGCUGGCGGGCUCGCAGUUCAGUAACGAGUUGAACGGGUACGCAGGCCACCUGGACAGUCAGCUCAUCGAUACCCAGCUGGACCAAAAGCAGCCCAUAAUCAGAAACGGAAACAGAAACGGAAGCACCUCGUACGGGGCAGUGCACAGGUGCGUUGGAAGGGAGGCCCUGAGUCCGCAGGCGCUGGAGGCCUUCUGCGAGAACAGCGUACCCUGCAUAUGCGUGUGGAACCUGGUCGAGUAUAACAACAACAACAUACCGAAAAUAGAGGUCCUAUUCUCGUUUGAAGGCGCCCUCGGAGCAAGUGGCGCAAGUGUCGGCCCAGGGGGCAGCGGCAGGGACGCGCCGAGAGAGGAGCCGCCGCGAGUGACGAGCGUGCUCAAGCUCCAGAAUCGCAACAUCAGGCACGGAAGCAAGGAGGUGGGCCUGGAGUACGACCUCCUGCUCUUCGACUCCGCGGGAGUGAUGCGCGUCUUCAGCGUGAGCGACAUGGACGUGGUCCUCUGCUGCUCUCUGGACGAUGCCGCCAUCGUGGCGAGCUUCCUCCUGGCCAACGGCAACUUCGCGGUGGUGACCGAGGACGGAAAGAUCAAGGUCUUCAGGCUCGCGCGCCUGCGCGCUGUGCCCGCGCUGAUAUUCGAGACCUCUUCGACGGUCGUGGAGCCCAAGGAGAUCGUGAGCCAGAGCUCGCUGGUGACGACGAUCGGGGAGUUCAUAUCGCAGCGGUUCACCCGGGAGAAGCCGCAGCCUGCCCAGCAGCCGAUCAGGAUAGUGAGCGUGCGUCUGUACAGCGCCCAGUUCAUAACGAUGGUCUACUCGGACGAGCAGGUGUCGACGACGCGGCUGCCCGACUUCGCAGUAUACUAG
This is a messenger RNA of Theileria orientalis strain Shintoku, 2553 nucleotides long. RefSeq lists its product as uncharacterized. The transcript has 2 exons. NCBI's taxonomy places the organism in Eukaryota, Apicomplexa, Aconoidasida, Piroplasmida, Theileriidae. The record is from RefSeq and is a predicted model, not a curated record. The coding region runs from base 1 to 2553 and encodes 850 amino acids.